GAGGAGGGCUCGGCGGGCCCCACUGGCGUCCUUCUUGGCAAGAGGGCCGGCCUGGGAGGGCCCCGCGGGAGAGGCGGGGAGGCCCACGAGCCGCCCCCUCGGGCUUCCCGAGGAAGGCAGGCAGGAGAGCCGGGAGAAGAGCAUCCCUCGCGCCCUCCUCGGCCCUUUCUUUCUGCCCCGGAGGGCUCGGGCUGGGGCCCCGUGGGGGCGUCAUGGAGGGCAGCCCCAUCCCGGUGCUGACGGUGCCCACGGCGCCCUUCGAGGACCAGCGCCCCACGGGCGGCGGGGGGCUGCGCCGGCCCACGGCGCUCUUCGAGGGGCAGCGCAACUACCUGCCCAACUUCAUCCAGAGCCUGCUCUCCUCCGUCGACCUCCGCGACCGCCAGGGCUGCACCUUGGUGGUGGGCAGCGACGGGAGGUACUUCAGCAAGGCCGCCAUCGAGGCCGUCGUGCAGAUGGCCGCCGCCAACGGGAUUGGAAGAUUGAUUAUUGGUCAGAAUGGCAUUUUAUCGACCCCUGCUGUAUCGUGUGUUAUCAGAAAGGUCAAAGCAGCUGGAGGGAUUAUUUUGACCGCUAGUCACUGUCCUGCAGGCCCUGCAGGCGAGUUUGGUGUCAAGUUUAAUGUUGCCAAUGGAGGACCAGCUCCAGAUGCUGUUUCUGAUAAAAUUUACCAAAUCAGCAAAACUCUCGAAGAAUAUGCCAUUUGUCCUGACUUGAGAAUUGACUUAUCUCGGCUAGGAAGACAAGAGUUUGAUCUGGAGAACAAGUUCAAGCCUUUCCGAGUUGAGAUCAUAGACUCAGUGGAAGUCUACCUCAACCUUCUGCGGACUAUCUUUGACUUCAGUGCCAUUAGAAGCUUGCUAACGGGGCCAAAUCAACUCAAGAUCAGAAUUGAUGCCAUGAAUGGAGUGAUGGGUCCUUAUGUCCGGAGAAUCCUGUGCGAUGAAUUAGGAGCUCCUGCUAAUUCGGCAGUGAACUGUGUUCCUCUGGAGGAUUUCGGUGGCCAGUAUCCUGACCCAAACCUGACAUAUGCAACUGCUUUGCUGGAGGCAAUGAAAGGAGGAGAGUAUGGAUUUGGAGCCGCCUUUGAUGCUGAUGGAGACCGCUAUAUGAUCCUAGGUCAAAAUGGAUUUUUUGUGAACCCUUCUGAUUCAUUGGCCAUUAUUGCUGCCAAUCUUCCCUGCAUUCCAUAUUUUUGUCAGAUGGCUGUGCGAGGUUUUGGUAGGAGCAUGCCAACUAGCACUGCUUUGGACAGAGUCGCAAAAUCCAUGAAGGUCCCUGUAUAUGAAACACCAGCAGGUUGGAGGUUCUUCUCAAAUCUGAUGGAUUCUGGUCGAUGUUCACUGUGUGGAGAAGAAAGUUUUGGCACUGGAUCUGACCACAUUCGAGAAAAGGAUGGACUUUGGGCUGUCCUAAUUUGGCUCUCAAUCAUGGCAGCUCGAAAACAGGGUGUAGAAGAGAUUGUCAGAGAGCACUGGACAAAAUUUGGCCGUCACUACUACUGCAGAUUUGAUUAUGAAGCGCUGGACCCUCGAACAGCAUAUUUCAUAAUGAGAGACCUGGAGGCUUUAAUCACUGAUAAGUCUUUCACUAAUCAACAGUUUGCGGUUGGAAGCCAUGUCUACACUGUGCAAAAAGGAAACAGUUUUGAAUAUGUGGAUCCCGUAGAUGGUACUGUGGCCAAAAGACAGGGUCUAAGGAUAAUUUUCUCUGAUGCAUCCAGACUCAUCUUCAGAUUAAGUGCUUCUAGUCAUGUACGCGCUACUCUCCGGAUCUAUGCGGAAAGCUAUGAAAAAGACCCCAGUAAACAUGACAGAGAACCACAGGCUGUACUGAGUCCUCUCAUAGCAAUUGCACUGAAAAUAUCUCAGAUUCACGAGAGGACAGGUCGUAAAGGCCCUACGGUCAUCACUUGAAGCACAGGAAGAUCAAUAACCAGGGCCAAGAUUAACAGGACGAGAGAAAGAAGACGUUGUUACAACACAUCAGCUGUUUGUGCCUUACAUUAUUUUAAGAGUUUGAGAGCAAUUGGGGGGACACAAAAUUAAAUGCUGAUCGUAUUUGGUUUUAUUCUUCUGCUAAGACAGUAAUGCAUUUAUGUCCAUACUAUGGCUUCAUUAUAUUCUUAUACACAAAAUUAACCAAAGAGAAAAAAAGCUUCCUGUAUAUCUAUUCUAAUAUUAUGUUCUGUCAGCUACAUUCUCCCCUUUUGGGACUUUGUUACAAUUUGCAGUUUCUUGGUGAUAGUACUUUAGGAUCUCAAUUGUAAUUCAAAUGUAAGUUUGAAAUUGUGAAAAUAAUGCUUUCAAAAAGGUUGGAAAUAGAAGAAAUUCUGUACCAUAUUGUUACCAAAUUUACUUUUGAUUCUAAGUGGCUGUCAUGGUGGAGCAGAAUCAUAGUCACUCCAGCAAAAAUGUAGAGUUCAUUUCUUAAGAGGCUGCCUAAAAGGUAAAGGUAAAGGUGUUCCCCUGACAUUCAGUCUAGUCGUGUCCGACUCUGGAGGUUGGUGCUCAUCUCCAUUUCUAAGUCAAAGAGCCGGCAUUGUCGAUAGACACCUCCAAGGUCAUGUGGCCAGCAUGACUGAAUGGAGCACUGUUACCUUCCCGCAAAAGCGGUACCUAUUGAUCUGCUAGGUUGGCAGAAGCUGGACCUACCAGCAGGAGCUCCCCCCGCUCCCCCAAUUAGAACUGCCAAACUUUCGGUCAGCAAGUUCAGCACCUCAGCGGUUUAACCUGCCUGAGAGGUUGCCUAUACCACCCAAAAUACCACAGACGUUUCCUUAAUAUUAAAAGCCAUACUAGGCUGUCAAAGCAAUACAGCUCAGGUAAAAAAAAUUGCAAGGAAGAGUAAUAUAACUUCUACUAGUUCUGGUUAUGUCACUUGAUCCUCUGCAUGUUUAAUUAGUAUCAAACUCACCAAGUUCAGUGGAUUUUUUUUUCUAAAUCCAUGCAGUGAAGCUUUAUAAUGAGAUCAUGAUUUCCAAAGCAUAUUGGCAACAGCCAUGCUUAAGCAUCUAGUCAAACUUACACAAAUAAUAAAGGCUGUUUUCUGUACCACCUAAAUCCUGGCAUCUACUAUUUUCUUGCAUACUUUAUAAUAAGAUUUCACCAUAUAAGAAGACAUUUUAAAUCACCAUGCAGCCAAUUCUUUGGCAAUCAGUUUCUAUUUUCUGCUUUUGUAUGCUGUAUUACUGACAUAUCCACCACCAGCACAAAUGCUCUACACAUGUGGCCUCCUUGCUUGCAGUGAAAAUAUGCAGUGGGUUUUUCCCCCACUUAACCCCUUUCUGAAUCUUGUUUUUGUACAGUUUUAAUUUAAAAGAGCUAUCUAUUUUAUUAUAGGCAAUGUUACAGGAGAAGUCCUUUUAGUAUUGAGCGCCUUCAGCUGCUUUGGUAGAGAGCCGUGCCUUUUGUUAAUUUAACUCUUUUUGGAGGGAGGCGGCCUUGACUAUCCCCCGUUCUAAAAAUCCAAAAGUGGUGUUACGAAUUUGGGGUCAGAGCCUUAACAAAUGGUAUCUUGGCAUGAACUUGUGCUCCACUUCUUUGAGAUGCUUGGCCAUGGCAGGCUCAGGCUUUUCUAUUGGAAGUGUUCCAUGGCUCUGUUAGAAAGCUAAACUGUGAAUUCAGAAAAAUAUGCCAGAAAAAGCCUCCCUGUGGAGUGUUUAUUUAUCACACAACUUUUUCACCAGGAGGCAGAGUGUUAAAUGGCACUGCCCUCUGUUUCCUUAAGCACAUGGCAACUCAGUGCUAACUUUUAGUGAUAUUUCAAGCAUUUUUUGAGUUCACAGGUUGAUAGUUAAGAGAUGAUGAUCCAUUUACAGCUAUAGUGUGGGAGGGGGAGGGGUCUUUUAAGAUGAGUCCAACAAAUAGGGGUCAACAUCACUAGAAUAAAUGGCCAGCACAGAAGUAUGUGGCACUUUCUUUAGGUUGUUUCCACAUCAUUCUAGAAAGAAUUGUGGGACAAUCAGUGAAGAUCCUAAACUUUUUCCAUCCACUUACAACACCACAGUAGUCUGGUUCCUUUCUUUUCACACCUUCAAGGGGAUGGGUCAGAAAUGGUCAGCAGUCUGUAGCCUUUAAGAGGCUUCAUUUUGAGUGCAUUAAUUAACCAGCGAAAUGCAUUAACCUUUUCAUUUUCAUAUAACUUUGGUUAAAGGAACUUCAACCUUGCUGUGACAGAAAGAGGUGCUGUGCCUCUUGAGUGUUUUCAUUGGAGAGUGGAGUCUAGGCAGCUAACAAUAUAAAAGGUGCCUGUGAAAGUAUAAUUAAUGUAAUGACAUUUCAAAAAUAUUUUUCUAAUUCACUCAGAAAGCCUACCAGAUACCUUAUCAGAAGGUCAUAGAAUGAGUCGUCAUUGAACAAAUGAAAUCGAGAGGAGAAAAGGUGGCUCAGUGAAUGCCUGGGCACAGCAAAUGGUGCUUAUGCCUCUGAAGGAAUGGUUUGGUUCCAACGAUGGCACAGGGCACUGACACAAUGAGAACUCCUUGUGCAUGUGACUUAUUUGAAAGCUAUUCUUCCUUGGGAACAGCAUUUGUGCAAUCCGACAUGUGUAGCAUUGCAGCGUCUAUUGCGGUGGCCAAAUACUUUUUUUUCCUUUUAAGUGCAAUCAUCCAAUAGCCUUUUGCUUUAAGAAACCGAUCUGGUUUCCUUUUGAGAUUGGUUGAAAUUUGCUAUGACAUGUAGUAGUACAAUGCAGUGUCAUACUUCUGCCUUGCAUGAAAUUGCUAAUGAUCGGAUAUGGCAUACCCUAAUAAAACAAGACUUUUAAAAA
Messenger RNA from Anolis sagrei ordinatus, 4770 nucleotides. It is a transcript of the gene PGM5, whose product is annotated as phosphoglucomutase 5. Gene Ontology annotation, molecular function: phosphoglucomutase activity; magnesium ion binding. Gene Ontology annotation, cellular component: adherens junction; cell-substrate junction; sarcolemma. NCBI's taxonomy places the organism in Eukaryota, Metazoa, Chordata, Lepidosauria, Squamata, Anolidae. Gene Ontology annotation, biological process: carbohydrate metabolic process; myofibril assembly; striated muscle tissue development. The record is from RefSeq and is a predicted model, not a curated record.